Cotesia glomerata is the source of this 4181-nucleotide messenger RNA. Its product is annotated as folliculin-interacting protein 2. Lineage: Eukaryota; Metazoa; Arthropoda; Insecta; Hymenoptera; Braconidae. Gene Ontology annotation, molecular function: ATPase inhibitor activity; protein-folding chaperone binding. Gene Ontology annotation, cellular component: cytoplasm. The record is from RefSeq and is a predicted model, not a curated record. The transcript has 10 exons. The coding region runs from base 506 to 3766 and encodes 1086 amino acids.
CCAUUAUUGCUACCUCAGAAUUUUAACAGUUAUACCUUUAUUAUAUAUAAGUACGAAAUAACAACAACAGAGAGUCAAUAAUUUUAUUAAUACAUGUACUUCGAUCUGUAAAUACACGAACCGAUAUAUGUGUAUAAUAAAAUCAAGUGACCCAGAUCAUUUACUCAAGAUAGAGAUUAAAUCACGUGAAUAAUAUCAUACUUUGAUUUUUACCUAAUGACGUCAGUUUCAGCGAGAUAAAUAUUUAUCUGGUAGUUAUUAGUGGAGGUAUUGCUGAAGAGAGAGUGUAGUAUAUAGAUUCAGCAAAAUAAUAUUAUCUGAAAGUGGUGGUAAUUAUCUCGUGGGAAUCAUAUGACUGUGAUGCACGUGACUUUAUUUACAGUUUACUUUAUAAAUUGUGAAUAUGUAUGGGACAGUUUCCUGCCGCGGUGGUAGACCGUAAAUCUAUCUUCAAUCACGAGAUGCGGAAUCGUAAUCACUAAAUAAUAUUUAUUGUAAAUUUAUAAUGCCUUUAUUCGAUAAAUUAUUCGUUGGGAAAAAAAAUAAUUGCAAAAAUUUUGAUGAUUUACUUCCGUUCAAGAUCGAAUUUCCUCCUCGUGAUUGUAAAAACAAGCUCAAAUUUAGGCCUGAUCAAAUAAGAAUAUUAUUGUUCCGUGAGUGCGAGUGGCGGGGAAGAAGAUUAUUGUUUGACUCAGUAUCUAAUAAAAUAAAUGGAAACUCCAAAUCACAUGAUGAGGAUUCAUGUCCAAGAAACAGAAAUGGAUUACCGCAGGAGAAUGAAAAGGAUCCUUGUGAUAACGUGAGUCUGUUGAGCGAAAUGAUAUUUGGCACAGUAGCGAUGACAUACAGAGGACCUUUGUUCAAAGUUCACACUUUUGAUAAUACUAAAUGUAUUAUGUGCUGUAAAGUUUUUCCUGCUUCUGACCAUUAUCCUCAUAAACAAAUUGGAAGAUUGUCAGAUGAAACGCUGGGUAGUCAUGAUUCUAAUUCUAGUAAUGGAAGUAUUCGUAAUACUCUUUCAUCCCCGAGUUCAGGUAAUUUAUCAACGGGUAGCUUAAGAAAAAGUUCAACUUGUUCAAGUACUUGUAGUGGAUGGGACAUAGAUGUUCCUUUAUUGGGGAGUUUGCAAUCAAUAGAUAGCAAUUCGUCGUCAGGAUUUGGUAGUUUAUCAAGCCUACGUAGACGAUGGCUACGAGCCAUGUCAACGUCGCUAAGUAUCACUGAGUCAGAUGAAAUAUUUGGAUUUCAACCGUGUGGCGAUACAUCCGGUGAUUUUAAUAUACGAAGACAUAAAACAAGACUCGGAUUGGCUAUUUUGAUUAAACUAACACUCGGCCAAGAGCGGUUGAUGGAAGUGAGACUUCUGGAGCACGUGGCUCAGCUUGAGGCGAUGUUGAACCGAUUGUGUUACGCCUGUAUCCAGCCUACCAGGAGAAAAAUAAAUUUUGAUCGCAAAGAAUCGACUGUAAAACUUCACCAGACCGCAUUACGGUGCACUCUCUGGUUACUGCGGCUGCUUAUGACCACAGAGAACAUUGGAAUACCAUCUAUAUGGCAUCAAGUAUUGCUUAACUCCUCUGUUUGUAUGGAAAUACGAGUUAAUAUGUUGUCCCGUAGUUUUCAUCAAAUGUCUCUGUUAUUGAAUAAAAUUGACACUAAAUCAACCAACUUCUUUCUCAGUACACUUGUAACAGCUGUUUUAACUUAUCAUCUUGGCUGGGUUAAUACCAUAAUGUCAUCACAUGAUAAUACACUGAUAGAAAAUAUAAAAUUAAAAUAUCCAUAUAAUCCACUGUGGGCUCAAUUGGGUGAUUUAUAUGGAACACUAGGUAAUCCAGUUAAAUUUGUCAAUACAGUAAUUAUUGGUGACCCAGAAAAAGAAACACUUAUAAAUGCAAUCCUGACAUUUUUGUCAUACUUUUUACGAAGUGCAAUAGUUGAAAAAAAUUAUGAGGUGCGCUAUUUACCUGAGGAAGAAGUACAAAAAGCUAUUGAAAUUUUGCAACGGAAAUCAAUUACCAAGAGCAGUAAAAAACAUUCAUUUAAAUCAAGAUCUAAUGACGGUAAAAGCAACCCAUUUACAACUAGUGCAGAAGCUAAAAGUAUUAACAAGACACGUGUUGAUUUGAACAUUCCAAAAUUACGUAAAACCGUUAGUUUGCACAAAAAUCUUAAUUAUUUAAAACCUGAAACAACCAAGUUGCCGUUAAAGCUUGAAUCCUGUCAAGACGAUUUAACUACUGAUUACUCAACAAUGUGUUCAAAUGAUUCCGACAAAGAAGAAACUUCAAGUUCGGUAAAAAUAAUAGUCAGCGAAAUAGCAUCGCAAACUAGUACUGUAGAUAAAGAUAAAAAUUUUCCAAAUGGAUUAUUAUUAAGAGCUGAUGAUUUUGAGCAGAAAAAUGACUGGAGUGAUUCCGAAUCCCCGACAUUAGCACAAAAAUUUUCAUUUUUACACGAUAAUAUUCAAGAGAGUUGUGCGUCUAAUGCAACAACAGAAGUUUACUACUCUCAAGUUGAAUAUACUCAGCAGCAACAAGAUGACAAUAAACAAAACCAAGUAUUUUUUACACUUGGUGGAGAAGAUAAAACACUUGGUGAUAAUAUUCCUUUAACAGAUAAUAAUUUAAAUAGUACUAAUAAUAAUAAUAUUAAUAUUAACAAUAAUUGUCAAUGUUCUCUUGCAUUUAAUCGGGUCCCGAGUACAUCAGCUCAGCUACCAGAAGGUGUGUUGCGUAAAAUUUUGCAAAGAAAUUUUCCAGAAUCAUCGAAAAGUAUUCAGCAAAGGCAACCAGGUACAUCGUUCGGGCAGAAAGAUCGUACGAAUCUUCUUGGCCUCUGUCCAAAAUGCAACGGUAGCGGAAGUACCAGUUACGAAAGCGGUAAGCUUUUGUUAGAAACGCCUACAAAUGCUACUGAAGUACUGAGAACUUGCGGUAAUUCUGUUAAUACACGUGCUGGGAGUAGCAGUAGUAAUAGCAGUAGCAAUGCCGGUGGAAGCAAAGAAAAAGUUACCGUCCGUCCAAGAGGAAUUGAUUCACUUGAUGAAUUAUUAGAAGCCAAUAAUGUAAUUGAACUGCCAAUGCCAAGAUCUAAAGUCAUUAAUGCUAACAAAUCAAAUAAUAAAUAUAAUUUUGAACAAGUAACCGGAUUUACAGACACACUUUUACGUAGAACGGUUACUAAAGUUAUGAAUAAUUGUAAAUUAGAUUCAGGGUACACGUCAGGUCUAGUCAUACAAGGAUUAAUUAAAAACAAGGAUAAGAAUGAUUGUAAAGAGCGGAAAACUGAUGAUGAAAAAGAUGAAGCGGUAGAACGGUUGGUUGGUGAGUUGAGAGAAGAAAUGAGUAUUAAUACACAAUUUUCAAUGGUUGAUCACACCAUUUCCGAGUCACUUUGUAUACUUGCUGAUGUUGAUAAUUGGCAAGUUGGAUUUAUAUCCAAUAAUUCGCCGAUUCAAAGUCCUUUACUACCGAUUGGCAUGUCUGCGUUGGUUUCAAACAUGCUCGAGGCUUUCGUUUAUUUGUGGACUAAAUAUCGGUCACCCGGAUAUUGUUUGAAUCUACUGGAAAAUAAAAUGCGAGAAAUAUGGCUGAGAAGCGAAGUACUGGCUAAGAUACUAAUGACUGGAGAUGUUUGCGAUAUGAGCUUGUCAAAUUUAACGAAUACUCUAGACCUUGAUGCUGCCGAUUUACCACUUUUACUCGCUGUUGCUACCACUCAUUCACCACAAAUUGCCCAACGAUUUGGGCUUACGCUUACUUAAGAUUUUAAUCUAGUUAUAAAUAUUAUUAAUACUUUAUUUCAAAGAUUGAGAUGGAUGAAUGAUUAAGAUGAAUAAUUAAUAUCGCUGUGAAAAGAUUUUUAAUAUUGAAAUUCACUUGAUGCUCUCAUACAUGUAGUUUCAAAAAUAGUAUACGUAAUGUGAUUUUUUAAAUUUAUAUUUAUUAAGUAAUAAUUUUAUACAAACUUGACAUUGUGAUGGUAAAUUUUUAAUAUUGUUGAAAAAAGUAAAUAUAUUUUUGAUCAUAGUUGUACAAUUUAAAAUUUUUUAAAAUCAGGAUUUAUUCCGAUAAAAGAUUAAUUGUGUGCUUAUAUGCUGAUAGCUUUUUAAAGGUACACAUUGAUAAAAGAUUUAUUUAAUAAAAAUAUGUAUAAAUACGAUAAUAAACUAUUUUUUA